GACUGUCCUCCUAUUCACUGGGGGUCUGUCUUUUUCCUCUUCAAACAACAGAAUUCCACAUUUAAAUCGAUGGGUUUUUAAUUCGAUAUAGUAAUUAUUAUUAUUAUUAUUCUCGAUUAGAGGAAUUUUUGUAAUCUCGAAAUAACGGUUUCAUCAUCAAGGGAAUGCGUUAUCUAAUAAAAUUGACUGCUCUUAAAUAAUCGAUAAUGUUGUGAAUGCAAAUCAAAGUCAAAUUGUGAAUUCCAAUCAUCCGACAAUAGCUGUAAAAACCAUUGGGUUUGAGAGGCUUUAAUAAAAAUAAUAAUAACAAUCUUACGAAAGAUACUUUGACUUCGCGAAAAUUAAGAUGAGUCGAGAAUGUUAAAUAUAUUUAUAUCCAAAAAAAUUAAUGAAGCAUCAGUCAAUCGCGAUCAAUGAACGCGGGAUUGAAUUAAUCCUUCGGAAAAAUUUGCACUGAAAUCAGUGUUUCGCAUAAAAUACGAACAGUUGGCGAUAACAAUGCCCUCUUCAACAAAAUAAACUACCGUGUUCAAGUGCUUCAGAAACAGUUCAAAGGAAGAUUCAAUGUGUCUCUCUCUCGUAGGGAAAAAGAACCACUCGACCAUGAGGCAAUGCAGCGUAUACUACGGACAUACUGGCACACUACUGUCUCCACGUUACAUAAAUAACGUUAAUCGAUAUGGAAGUUCUAAUGAUGAUAAUGACCCUGGAAAUUUGGAAGGGGUCUACCUAAUCACCGAGCAAAGGUGGCACGGUGAUACUGUGCUGCCAGUAUCCCUGCUCCCGGUUACCGAGGGGAUGUCCGCUCGGUCUCAUCACAGAAUCCGGCAGUCCGCCACGGGACUGGAUGAUGCUGGAAUGGAUCUUCAAGCAGCACAGCUUAAUACACGAGCGAGUCAGGAGAUCAGCUCCACGGCAGCAGUAUCAUGGAUAGACUGGGACAUACCAUUUCCAGUGAUUGUCUGUGCUUUUGCUGGCGCUAUUCUCUUCACUUUCCUGCAGUUCCUGUUAUGGCUCCGGAAGCAAAUGUCGAGUGAAAAGAAGACAGGAGAUGGAGACAGACGAGGUCUGGUAGAGGAAGGAGCGCAAGUUACUCAGGCGCACGAUAAGCCAGGAAAGAGUACGCAGGAGAGGCCUAUGGAGGCACAAUGGGUACGACAGCCAAUUGUUAAGCCGCCUGUAUCCGUUCUACCCAUCCGGACAGCACCAGAAACCACCGGCGGUUUGCCACAGGUAAUGUCAGUGCCAGCUCGCGAGAGACGUCCCGAGCCAAUUCGUGUGAAAGCAAAAGGUCUCCUGGAGCGUCGUGGCUCAUCAGCAAGCCUGACAAUUGAAUUAGCCCCAGCACCAGACAGUCCACCGCACAUGGUGACCCCAACACGUGAAUGUACAUCAGAGGAGUUUCUCCUGAGUGCUGGUAAUGUUCUCUCUCGUGGUCAAUUACGUAAAGCAAUAAAAGAUCCCGCAUCACUGCACAAAGAAUUUUGGGAAGUGCCACUGAAUGUACCUGAGAAGGUGGAUAUUUUCGGGGCUGGAGUGAAGAAUCGUUAUUCAGGAGUUCUGCCGAAUCCUCAAUCACGAGUCGUUCUCCCAGGGGUAGAUGAUCCAGUGGGUAGCUACAUAAACGCCAAUUAUAUACGUGGUUUUGACGGUGAGGAGAACCGCUUUAUCGCCACACAGGGUCCCCUUCCCAACACAGUAACAGACUUCUGGAAGAUGAUUUGGAUGGACAGGGUUCAGGCCAUUGUCAUGAUGACGAGGCUUUACGAGGCUUCCAAGACAAAGUGCGACGUUUAUUUCCCCCUUGAGAUAAGCAGUCGUGUGCAGAGUGGUCCCUUCACAAUAAUCCUCAACUCUAUAAUCUCGAGAGGUGGUUUUACAAUUCGUGAUCUGGAAAUCAGACACGAGGGGGAUAGGAGACAGGUGACACAUUACUGGUAUGACUCGUGGCCAGAUCAUGCUGUACCACAGACUUCUGACUCACUCGUCAGUCUUGCUGCUGAGGUCAAUACACUGCCUGGACCAAUCGUGGUGCACUGCAGUGCUGGCAUUGGACGAACAGGAUGUUUCAUCGCUCUAGCCACAGGAAUCAUGCAAUUGAGCAGAGAUGGCAAUGUCGAUGUUUUGGGGAUUCUCUGUCAAAUGAGGUAUGACAGAGGAGGAAUGGUACAGACAGCUGAACAGUACGAGUUUGUACACAGAGCUUUAUGCCUCUUCGAGCAAACACUGGAUGGAAAAACUCCCACAACAGGCGAUUGAGUAAAAAAAAAAGACUCGAUACAUUGAAAUCUUCUAACUAAUAAAUCGGCCUCGUCGAUAACUAAAGCAUGAACUGCAGGUACGAACUUCGUUUCUAGCUCCUCGAUGUUAUUAGAAUGACGAUGACAUGGAAAAUAAACUUAAAACAAAUGUCAGGAACUUCGGUAUGAGUGUUUGAGACACCAAAUGUCUAGAGAUAAUGAAUAUAAUAACUUUCCGUUACCACGACUACUGAUGAAUUCAUUGUCGUGACAAACUGCCAUUCAACUGUACUGCCACCAAAUGUAUGAAUAAUGUAAAUAAUAUAACAGAGUAUAUAUUUAUCGUUGAUCGAUGGUGAAGUUGAUAAAGGCUCAAAUGAUUUUUUGGACUCGAAAUGUUUAACACAGGAACUAAUACAAUAUAAUAAAAUUUCGAAUUAUCUAUUCAAAAUGAGAUCUGAUACUUUACUUCAUAAAUUACAAUUUAUAUUGCAAAAAAAUUGAAAAAAAACUAGCCAUCGAUCGAUACAAAACCGAUAAUUCACAAAAUGGAUCAAUUAAAUUUUUUUUGGGACCCACUUAAGAAAACUAUCACUUCUGCACUGUGAAAAGAGAAUAUUUUGAUCGUCAGAAUUAAUCAUUUUAAAAUGUUGUUGACUGGAGUGAGCACUCCUCGUUCUAUUCAAUUGAAAAUCAAACUUUUCAAUAUUAGUAAUGUAACGUCAUCACUCGGACGCUUCAAAAGGGCAGAAAAUCGACAGACAUUCAUUAAGCUAUGUGUAAAUUAUCUUUAAUUAUUUUAUCGACAAAGACUGAAUGCGAUUAGUACAACAUACAUCUGAUCAAUCGUUGAGAAAUUUAUGAGUGUUGAAAUUGAUUGGAAUUUCGAAUGAAUCAGAGGUGGAGGUGAGCAGGGGAAAAUCCCUCUAUCUGUCGAAGAUAUUGAGAGAGACUUUUGAAUGAGAAAAAAAACAGAGACCUGCUUAAUAAGGCUAAAUAGAGGAAUUUAAAUCUCGGAGAUAAAUUUACAAUUAUAUUUUAAUUCACCUUCACGUGGGGCCGGAUCCUCCGUGUAAUUUUUUCAGAUUUACUCCUGUCACCAUUUAAGCAAUUUAAUUGUGGUUUUGUUAUCGUCUAAAGCUUAGAUUUGAUGGAUUAAUCAAUUAAUGGCAGAAACUGCUUCAGAAAAUGGCUCGAGCCGUCGAAUCUCGGAGGUGGAUUCAGUGGGACAAAGUGGGCACCUAAAUAUUUAAAAAUAUCAUCGAUUCGUGCAUUUUCCGAUCCAAUGAGAUCAUUUUUUCACGACCAUAUGUAAUGAAAAUUAAAUUCUUUGGCUGUUUGCAAAUUGUGCUAGGAUGUUUGAAAGAAAAAUUCAAUCUCAUUUUGCCCCGCAUCCCUUGUAGAAUUUCAUCCUCCCUACGUGCCUAAACAAACACCGAUCAUUAUGUCGAGAAGGCCUCAGUGAUUGAAGAAAUAUCCUCUGCAUUGAUCACCACUCCGACAAAUUUUUAUUUAAUGCAAACGAUUAAUUUUAGCCAGAGGUAUUCAAGUAAUUAUUUAAGUGUGAGUUAUUUCUCUUCGAUAACCGCAAUUUUGUGAUAUAUAAAAUACGUAUACAUAAUAAUAUAUUGUACAGAAAAUGAUAAAAAAAUUAUAUUUGAGGGUAUGACUGGUACUGUGCAACAGAUGAGGGAAAAGCAAGAAUUUUAACGAUUAUUUAUGAACGAUGGGUUGACAAUUUAUGAAUAGCAUUUAAUUGUAUUGAACAACACUAAUUCUAGCGACCCCUUGGUGUUCAAUUGUACUUAUGUGACGUAAAUAAAUGUUUAUAGUAUCAACA
This is a messenger RNA of Diachasmimorpha longicaudata, 4080 nucleotides long. RefSeq names its product tyrosine-protein phosphatase non-receptor type 7-like. Lineage: Eukaryota; Metazoa; Arthropoda; Insecta; Hymenoptera; Braconidae. The record is from RefSeq and is a predicted model, not a curated record. Bases 565 to 2259 code for a protein of 564 amino acids. Gene Ontology annotation, biological process: signal transduction; peptidyl-tyrosine dephosphorylation. The transcript is spliced from 6 exons. Gene Ontology annotation, molecular function: protein kinase binding; protein tyrosine phosphatase activity. Gene Ontology annotation, cellular component: cytosol; cell junction; plasma membrane.